This is a messenger RNA of Funneliformis geosporum, 155 nucleotides long. Lineage: Eukaryota; Fungi; Glomeromycota; Glomeromycetes; Glomerales; Glomeraceae. The record is from the annotation of a GenBank genome assembly.
AUGCCAGCUUUUAGCAGUAUUAGCUCAAUAAGAACAAGGACAAGUUCUGUGAGUAGUGAUGCGGUUCCAGAACGAAUGUCAGAUUGUUUCUUUUAUCGAAACUUGUGGUGGGAGAAGGGAGAAUUUAGUGAAAAGGCAAAGUGGGAAGAAGUAAC